Messenger RNA from Elephantulus edwardii (Cape elephant shrew), 2544 nucleotides. RefSeq names its product ATP/GTP binding protein-like 2 (gene AGBL2). Bases 1 to 2544 code for a protein of 847 amino acids. Gene Ontology annotation, biological process: proteolysis. The record is from RefSeq and is a predicted model, not a curated record. The transcript has 16 exons. Gene Ontology annotation, molecular function: metallocarboxypeptidase activity; zinc ion binding. Lineage: Eukaryota; Metazoa; Chordata; Mammalia; Macroscelidea; Macroscelididae.
AUGUUCCCGGCACUGGACACGGGGCGCAAGCAUGAGAGCCUUUCUGAUCCUUAUGAAGAUUUUAUGUGCGUUCACCUCCGAUAUUACGGCUACUUUAAAGCUCAGAGAAGCAGUUUACCAAACUCUGCAACACAUCAGCAUGUCUGGAAGAAUAACUCUCGAUACCUGUUGAAGGCUGCAUUUGGGAAAAGAGAAAACUUGAUACUAGACUCCCUGCAAAAGGAGAAGCUUCCAUAUUCUCUUAUGCAGAAUUCAUCACUUCUGAAGAGUAAGCAGCUUCUGUAUGAUGAUCUGAGUGAUGUCAACCCACGGCUUCGGGAACCCCGCGAUCUCUUUGCACACUUGUCUAGCAGUGGGCCAGUGCUGGCGCCAAGAUGGCCAGUAGAAUGUGAGGUCAUCAAAGAAAAUGUUCAUCACAUUGAAUGGGUGCCACCUUAUCCAGAAUAUUUCUAUGAACCUACGGGGAAUGAAAAGAUGCCAGAAGUUGUAGGAGAGGAAAAAGGCACAGUUGUAUACGAAUUAGAUUCAGUGCCCACCGAAGGUUCCUAUUUUACCAGUUCCAGAGUGGGAGGUAAACGAGUUAUCAAGGAAUUCACUGUCAUGUUGCAAGGACCAGAUGAUAACACACUGCUCUUUGAAUCGAGGUUUGAGAGUGGAAAUCUGCAAAAAGCUGUCAGAGUCAACACAUAUGAAUAUGAACUAACUUUGCGACCUGAUCUCUACACAAAUAAGCAUACUCAAUGGUUUUAUUUUCGAGUUCAAAACACCAGGAAGGAUGUCACUUACAGAUUCACCAUUGUCAAUUUGCUAAAGCCCAAGAGCCUUUACACUACAGGCAUGAAGCCACUCAUGUACUCCCAGCUGGAUGCCGAUGUCCAUAACAUUGGCUGGAGGAGAGGAGGAAAUGAAAUCAAGUACUAUAAGAACAAUUCAGAUGACAGGCAACAGCCCUUCUACUGUCUCACAUGGACCAUUCAGUUUCCUCACGACCAGGACACUUGCUUCUUUGCACACUUCUAUCCGUAUACAUACACUGAUUUGCAGUGCUACCUCUUGUCAGUGGUAAACAACCCAGUGCAAUCUCAGUUCUGCAAGCUCCGUACUUUAUGCAGGAGCUUAGCAGGAAAUACUGUCUACCUGCUCACCAUCACCAACCCGUCCCGCAGCCCUAAAGAGGCAGCUGCGAAGAAAGCCGUGGUCUUCAGUGCAAGAGUCCACCCUGGGGAGAGUAAUGGCUCUUGGGUUAUGAAAGGCUUUUUGGACUUCAUCCUUAGCAACUCCCCAGAUGCCCAGCUCCUGAGAGACAUCUUUAUCUUCAAGGUGAUACCCAUGUUAAAUCCUGAUGGAGUGAUUGUGGGGAAUUACCGAUGUUCACUGGCUGGAAGGGAUUUGAACAGGCAUUAUAAGACCCUUCUGAAGGAGUCUUUCCCUUGCAUCUGGUACACCAGGAACAUGAUAAAGAGACUUCUUGAAGAAAGGGAGGUUCUCUUGUAUUGUGACUUCCAUGGCCACAGCCGUAAGAAUAAUAUCUUCUUGUAUGGCUGCAAUAACAACGAUCGCAAAUACUGGCUUCAUGAGCGAGUCUUUCCCUUAAUGUUAAGCAAAAAUGCACCAGAUAAGUUCUCCUUUCGUAGUUGUAAUUUUAAGAUCCAAAAAUGUAAAGAAGGAACUGGACGGGUUGUGAUGUGGCGGAUGGGAAUCCUCAACAGCUACACCAUGGAGUCUACCUUUGGGGGGUCCACCCUAGGCAAUAAGAGAGACACCCAUUUUACUGUUGAGGAUCUGAAAUCCCUAGGUUAUCAAGUCUGUGACACUCUUCUGGAUUUCUGUGACCCUGAUCAAAGCAAGUUCACACAGUGUCUAGCAGAACUCAGAGAACUUUUACAACAGGAAAUCAAUAAGAAAUUCAAUGAACUUGGACAAGAUAUGGAUCUAGAAGGAAGAUGGAGUGACAUCUCUUUGUCAGACAUUGAAUCGAGUACCAGCGGGUCUGACAGCUCCCUCUCAGACGGUCUCCCCCUUCAUCUACUGGACAUAACAGAUAAGAAGACGUGUAAGAAGAAGACGUGUAAGAAGAAGAAAAAGAAACUACUCCAGACUAGGAAACAGCGAAAUGAGCAGUAUCAGAAAAAUAAUUUGAUGCGAGAAUUAAAGUUCACCAAAGAUGGCCUUGGAAGGGCAGGAUUUGCUUCUCCUCUGCAAAAGCAGCAUACUUUUUUUAAUAAUUCAGAGACUCCUGGUUCUUCAACAAUGAAACAUGACAAACCAAGAUUAAAUGAGACAUGGUUAAGUGGAAGAGACAAAGACAUCUCCCUGGAUCCAUCAAAAAUCACCACCUUAAUUCUGGCUCAGACUAACAAGACAAUACAGAGCAAAACGUUGGACACUGCAGUAUCAUGCUCUCCAAAGAGAAGAGCACACACCAGCCAAGAGCCAACUCCAGGCAUAAAGACAAACUGGUCCAGGAGCAGAUACCAUGUUGUGAAGAGAGACCAUGCCACCAUGCCAGUAUACCCGUCCUUGCACGUAUACACCUACCCAUAG